GCAAAGGGAACAUCAUGAUAUCGAUGGGUUCCCGAGUAUGGUACUGGGUCAUCUACUCCCUCCUCCUCCUCUCAAAGGCUUGGGGGCGGAAUGUGCUGCUCAUUAUCGGAGAUGACGCAGGCUUUGAGAGUGAAGUUUAUAACAAUACAGCUAUCCACACACCUAACCUUCGGGAUCUUUCCAAGAGGAGUCUCAUCUUCAAAAAUGCAUUUACCUCUGUCAGUAGCUGCUCUCCAAGCAGGGCUGCUAUCAUGACUGGCUUGCCCCAGCACCAGAAUGGAAUGUAUGGCUUGCAUCAGGACAUGCAUCACUUUAAUUCGUUUGAUGAUGUAAGAAGCUUACCUCUUAUACUCAGACAGGCUGGGAUCCGUACAGGAAUCAUUGGCAAGAAGCAUAUAGGACCGGAGUCGGUUUAUCCAUUUGAUUUUUCCUACACAGAGGAGAACAGCUCCGUUCUACAAGUCGGCCGUAACAUUACAAGGAUCAAGUUGCUAGUUCGGAAAUUCUUGCAAAGCCAAGAUCAAAGGCCUUUCCUCUUAUAUGUGGCUUUUCAUGAUCCACACCGCUGCGGACACUCACAGCCUCAGUAUGGAGCUUUCUGUGAGAAGUUUGGAAAUGGAGACCCUGAUAUGGGGAUUAUGCCAGACUGGUCACCCCAGUACUAUACUCCAGAGCAGGUUCAGGUACCUUAUUUCAUCCAAGAUACCCCCAGUGCUAGAAAAGAUAUUGCAGCCCAGUACACAACUAUUGGCCGCAUGGACCAAGGGAUUGGAUUGGUCCUGUCAGAACUGUACAAUGCAGGGCACGAGAAUGACACCUUAGUGAUCUUCAGCUCAGAUAAUGGUAUUCCUUUUCCCAAUGGACGCACCAACUUGUACUGGUCCGGAAGAGCUGAGCCACUGCUGGUGUCAUCACCUUAUCAUCAAAAACGCUGGGGACAAAUAAGUCAGUCCUUUGCUAGCCUGCUUGAUAUUACACCGACUGUCCUAGACUGGUUUUCAAUCCCGUAUCCUAAUUACAAAAUAUUUGGUAAGAGUGUUCAGCUUACUGGAAAGUCCCUCCUUCCAGCUCUGCAGUCUGAGCAGGAUUGGACCACAGUAUUUGGGAGCCAGUCUCACCAUGAGGUCACUAUGUACUACCCAAUGAGGUCUGUUCAGAAUUUACAGUACCUGUUGAUACACAACCUCAAUUUCAAGAUGCCGUUCCCCAUUGACCAGGAUUUCUAUGUGUCACCAACCUUUCAAGAUCUUUUGAAUAGGACAGUCUCUGGUCAGCCUACAAGCUGGUUCAAAACCCUUCAUAACUAUUACUACAGGGACCGAUGGGAACUGUACGACCGGUCAGCAGACAUUUCUGAGAUUAAAAAUAUAGCUGAAGACCCUGCCUACCAGGAUAUAUUGAAGUCUAUGCAGAACAUACUACAGAAGUGGCAAAGCGAGACCAGUGAUCCUUGGAUGUGUGCUCCCGAUGGAGUUUUGGAGGAGAAGCUUGAACCCCAGUGCCGCCCACUUUAUAAUGAGCUGUAGAACUCACAUUUAAUUGUUAUAAAAGCUUAAUUCUA
Xenopus tropicalis (tropical clawed frog) is the source of this 1561-nucleotide messenger RNA. RefSeq names its product N-sulfoglucosamine sulfohydrolase (gene sgsh). The record is from RefSeq and is marked provisional. The coding region runs from base 15 to 1526 and encodes 503 amino acids. The transcript has 8 exons. NCBI's taxonomy places the organism in Eukaryota, Metazoa, Chordata, Amphibia, Anura, Pipidae.